GGUAUAUAAAGAGCGAUGGCUCCUGAGCUGUGUGUGAGUCUGUGGAUGAAUGUGCUCAAGUGCGGUGCUCGAGGUGCUAAGAAUUCGUGCGGAGGUGGAAAACUUUUCAAUAUGACUGCUAAAAUGUUUGUGAAUUUUGGCAUAUUUUGCAUUAUUCUCGCACAUACUCAUGAGCGUGCUCACGGUGCACCUGAGCUCAGUUUCGUGGAUCGCGUGACGAGUGGCGUGGCAUUGGGUGUGGGGAAGAGCGUUGACAUCCUGAUGAAUGCCCCACAAUUCAUCCCGACGGUGCAGGAGUUGGGAAACUUGGGCAAGGAGGCAUUCUUCGGUUUGCCUUCGAAAGUCGUGCUGGAUGGCGUGAAUUCCUUCUGCUCACUCGCCGUGGCGACAGACACGAACCUGAGCCGGGAUGAGAAGGACAAGCCUGACUUCAGGAACUUGAGUAUCAUCCUGUAUGAGGAGAGUGAAAAUGCCUCGUUUCCCCUGGACGACAUGGACAGUCUCGUGCAGCAUCCUUCGUUCAAAAAGAACGCUCCGGUGGUGAUUCUGGUCACUGGCUGGAUGUCCAACACCAAGGAUUCCACCAAUAGUGUCGCGAAGGCGAUGUACAAUGCUUAUCAGUGCAGAGGAGAUACAAAUCUGCUGUACGUGGACACGGCGGAGUACAUCACGACACUGUACUUGUGGUCAGCUGUGAACACGGAAGAAGUGGGUGAAAUUAUUGCGCCCGCCGUUCGCGAUCUCGCGAAGUACGUCAACGUUAGUCAGAUUCACGUGAUGGGACACAGCUUGGGAGCUCACAUUUCCGGUGCCAUUGGGCGAUACUUUGAGCUGCUGACCAACAAAACCCUGCCCAGGAUAACUGGCCUGGAUCCCGCGCGGCCGUGCUUCAAUCACGGCGAAUCUCUGCACGGUCUUCGGCGCGGAGACGCGGACUUUGUGGAUGUCAUUCACAGCAAUUCCGACGGCUUGGGCAAGAAGGAGCCCAUCGGCGACGUGGACUUCUAUCCCAAUGGUGUGAAGGUCCUGAUGCCGGGAUGCCUGGACAUCAGCUGCUCGCACUCGAUGGCGUGGCGAUACUACGCCGAGAGUGUGUAUCCGGGAAAUGAAAACGCUUUCAUGGCCACGCGAUGCAACUCCCUGAAGGCGUACUCGUCGAAAAAGUGUCCCUUCCCGCCCAUUCCCAUGGGCUUCGCCACCCCGACUAAUGUCAAGGGAAAUUUCUUCCUGGAGACAAACUCCGACGAGCCUUAUGGAAAGCAGUCGACGAAGGAGAAGAAAUGCCAAUCAACACAGUAAUUAUUGAAGCAAACUUUACCUCUGAACGUUCGUACGCUUUUCUUUCUUUCUUGUUUUUUUGUACAAAUAUUAAUAAAAAAAUUCUAUACUGUAAA
Messenger RNA from Phlebotomus argentipes, 1394 nucleotides. RefSeq names its product vitellogenin-1-like. The record is from RefSeq and is a predicted model, not a curated record. Gene Ontology annotation, biological process: lipid metabolic process. NCBI's taxonomy places the organism in Eukaryota, Metazoa, Arthropoda, Insecta, Diptera, Psychodidae. The transcript has 2 exons. The coding region runs from base 16 to 1299 and encodes 427 amino acids. Gene Ontology annotation, molecular function: lipase activity.